AUGAACUUUACUUUUAAACUUAUUUUUAUUGUUGCUGCUGUUCUUAUUUCUCAAUCUGAAGUCUUUGGAAGAGGAGGUGGUGAUCGUCAUGGAGGAAAAAAACACCAUAGACCACCACCAUUGCCUUUCCUUAAAGGUCUCAAUAAAACUGAUGUUAAAGAAUUCUUGGAUAUUAGAAGAAAUGAAAAUUUAACAAAAGCUGAGGUUGGAAAAGAAGAAGAUGCCUGGGCAUCUAAACAUAAUUCUACAAUUCAAGAAAUUUAUAAUGAAUUUAAGGUUAAUCGUACUAAAUUUGAAGCAGAAAUUAAGGCUAACAUUACAAAGGCUGCUGCUAAUUUGUCUACUGAUGCUAAAGUUGUUUUUGAGAAAUUGGAAGCUGUUAAAGAUGAUCAAAAUAUUAGUUAUAGAGAAGAACAUCAACAAAUUAAAGCCAUUUUAGAUGGUACAACACAAGAAAUUAGAGAUGAAAUUAGAAAAAUUUUACCACGUCAUCCAAGAGGUCCAGGUGGUCGUGGAGGUCACGGAGGUCCAAGAGGUCGUGGAGGUCCAGGAGGUCGUGGUGGUCCAGGAGGCCGUGGAGGUCCAAGAGGUCCAGGGGGUCCAGAAGGUCCAGAAGGUCCAGACGGAGAACAAACUUUAGAAAAUGAAGAUAAUCAACAAUAUGGAUCACUUAGCGAAGAAUAA
Strongyloides ratti is the source of this 684-nucleotide messenger RNA. Its product is annotated as Domain of unknown function DUF148 domain-containing protein. The transcript has a single exon. Lineage: Eukaryota; Metazoa; Nematoda; Chromadorea; Rhabditida; Strongyloididae. The coding region runs from base 1 to 684 and encodes 227 amino acids. The record is from RefSeq and is a predicted model, not a curated record.